Prorocentrum cordatum is the source of this 966-nucleotide messenger RNA. NCBI's taxonomy places the organism in Eukaryota, Dinophyceae, Prorocentrales, Prorocentraceae. The record is from the annotation of a GenBank genome assembly.
AUGUCGGCGUACUAUGGCGAGAACGCGAACUACCAGAUCCCGCAGGAGCCGCCUCCCUCGGUUAUGUACGCAAUGCAGUCUGGAAGGACCACUGGUGCGGCACGGCUGGUGUGGGCCGAGAUUCAGCGUUUGACGGACGAGGGGGUCACAAUCCCAAGCAAGGGCGAUGCCGCCAGCAACAAGCUCGAGUACCUGACCACACAGAUGAAAGUGUAUGAUAGCAUCAUAGCAAUCUUCUCCACCCGAGACUUCCUGAUCUCGUCGAUGGCGGCCAAAAUGGACGAUGCGCAGGUCGUAGUAUCCGACAACUAUUACCAGGAGAUGACACAGACUUUGCAAGUCAUGGAGAACGGCUUCCGACGCGUCGUUGGUCUUCCAGAGAGUUGGUAUGUUAACCAGUACAAGAAGGCGAUGGAGUUCGUCAUGCGCCAUCGAAUAAAGAUCGCUGGCCUAGGAUUCGCUGUGGCUGGCGGGGCGGCUGGUGCUUGCCAGCUGGUUUACGUGCAGUACAAGAUGUGCGUCUUCGCAGGGCUUACCGGAGCGUGCGCCAGUGCCAGCGUGAUUGCUGGCGGAAUCCUUGCGGCGGUCGUAUACUUGAUUGGCACCUUGGUGGUCAACGCGUUGCUCAGCGGUGGAGUGGAGGAUGCCGCGACCGCGGCCGAGAAGGAGAAGCGGAAUGCCCUGAACCGAAUGGUCAAGGAGCUCAAGGGCAUGUCUCCGGCAGAGACCCUUCAGCAGCUCAAGCAGCUCCGCAUUGCUUGCAAUGAGAUCUUCUGCAGGCCCGCGUGCGAGCCAGACGAACGUUGCCUCAUCUGCAGCAUGGAGUUCGAGACUGAUCCAGAAGCGCCAGGUGAAGAGCCUGUGCGUGCAAUCAGGUGCACAGGCCGCCACUUCAUGCACGAAAGGUGCCGCGCUGAAUGGGUCGGCGAAUCGGGGAGAAUGGAGUGCCCAACUUGUGGUGUGUAG